AUGCUCCGCCUCCUCGUCCUCGCCCUCGCUGGCGCCGCCGCGCUCGCCGCGCCGUGGCGCUUCACGUCGACCGAGGCCUACUGCAGCUACCACUGCAGCCCGUACACGCUGUCGCCGGCCACCGACUGCGCUGCCCGCUGCAGCACCAGUCGGCUUCUCAAAGAAGGCAGUGGGCCUGUGCCUGUCGCGCCCAUUGACUUUAUCACGUGCCAGCGCGCCAACCUCAGCGUCUCGCUCACGCUAAGCGACGAUGGCCUCUCGUUCGCAUCGUUCCUAAACGACUUUCAGACCGCCGUCGACGCCAUGGUCGGCGGCGAAAACCCCGUGCUAGGGGCGUGCCACUUGGCGUCGCUGUCGCCGACCAACGCCAGCACAGACCCAACGAGCCUCGUGCCCACGCUCGUCCAGAUCGAGCGCUGCGCGACCGAGGUCGCAUGCGUGCCCCAAAUCCAAGCGGUGCUCGACCGCGCCGACCCGUUCCUUCGCCUCCUCAGCCGCAGCAACGGCAACGACUCUGGCAGCACGCUGGUGCUCGUGCAUGCCAACGCGUCGACCGCCAACGCGCUCCACCAACUCAAUUGCACCCAGCGCGUCCUGCCGCUGCCACCGCUCAUGAAGCUGACGCCGUUUGCGCGCAGCGUCAGCGCAGUUGUAUCCGAAGCGCCGCCGAUGGAGAUUGGAUUCCUCGGUCCCGUGAGCGACGACACGAUCGCGCAACUCAACGCGGGUCUGCGGCAGCUCACCGGCAUCAUCUCGGACGACCUGCUCACGCGGCACUCGCCCAAGAGCCUCUACGUGCCGUCGCUCAGUAAUUUCAAGGUCUGGUCGAACGUGGUAACGUAUCUCAGUCGCCAGGACGCAGUCGUCUUUGUCACUGCGUUUGCGCCGACGCGCCACUUUUCCGAGCCCAUGCCGCCCAUCUUGCGCCGUCUCGAUGCCCAAGCCGACAUUGUCGUUGGCGUCACCGAGGCCCAGAGCUACGGCAUUUCGGGCAACGACAUCACCGUGGGCAUCACUGAUACCGGACUCUACUUGGACCAUGACCAGUUUGACCAGCCCGGCGCGAGGCCGUUUGGGCGAAUUGUCUCGACCAACCGCAAGGUCGUCUCAUACGAAGCGUUUGGCGACCAGUUUGAUCAAUCCGAAAACAUCACGUGCGGCCAUGGCACCCACGUCUCGGGCAUCCUACUCGGUAGCUCGCUGAGCAAAUCGCAGCCCAACCUUGGCGUGGCCUUCAACGCCAAAGUGGCCUUUAUGGACAUUGGGACGCAGAGCUCGCGGUGCGCCAACCUCCCGAACGUCAACUGCCCCGUGAGCCUCCAGACGCCGUCGGACGUCUCGGACUUGCUCCGCAACCAAGUGCGCGCAGGCGCCAAGAUUUUUUCCUUCUCGUGGGGCACCGACGGCGACGACUACAGCCAACAAGCGCGGGAUCUCGACGACUAUAUUUUCUCCAACCCCGAAACACUGAUUGUGAUUGCGGCCGGCAACUCGGGCGACGAAGGUCCGCGCUCGAUCAGCUCGCCAGCCGGCGCCAAGAACGUGCUCAGCGUUGGCGCGUCCAUGAACACGGUGGCCAGCUUGGCCUCGACGCUCAACUGCCCGAACAUCUUCAACCCCAACAGCGUCGCGUCCUUUUCCUCGAUCGGCCCCACAUCGGACGGUCGCAUGAAGCCGGACCUCGUGGCGCCCGGCCAAGUGAUCACGUCGUCCCAGAGCCUCGCCGCCGGCUUGACGACCAAGACGACGCAAGUCUGCCCGCUCCAAGGCACGUCCCAGGCGACACCUGUCGCUGCCGGCGUCGCAGUCCUCAUCUACGAGUGGCUCCGCGACGGCUGGUGGAAGGCCGGGACCCGCGACGUCUCGAACGGCCUCAAGACGAUUCCGGCCUCGCUCAUCAAGGCGCUCAUGAUCCAUAGCGCGACGGGCUUGAAGAAUCGCAUCGGGCCGCUCCGGGGUCUCGUGACGUGCUCGUUUGUGCAGCAGACGGCGACGCCGCUGGCGUACCCCGACUUUAACCAAGGCUACGGGCUCCCGCAGCUCUCCAAUAUCGCGUCGUUUGGCGCGUCCGCCACGCCCAAAGUGUUUUUCCUGCCGAACUCUACCAUGAGCGCACCCACGCUGCGCCACGGCGGGCUGCACACGUACAGCUUCACCGUGCUGCCGGGGCAGUCGCUUCGCGUCACGCUCGUGUGGACCGACCCGCCGGGCUCGAUGGCCGCCACGACGCAGCUGCAGAACAACCUCGACCUCUCGGUGGUGCUCGGCACCACGAUCUUUUACCCGAUCGCUUCGCCCAACGGUCCCGACACGGUCAACAAUGUCGAAGUGGUGGAUGUGUCGUACGCGGCGCUGGCCAAAGUAUCGUCGGGCGCCUCGGGCGGCAUCAGUGUCGAAGCGCGCAUCGCUGGCACGUCCGUGCUCGUGACCAACGCGCAGGCGUACUCGCUCGUCGCGUCAUCGUCCGCCGUCGCGUCCAACAUGCCGAGUGGCACGGCGCCCACGUCGGGCGCAACGGCACCCAACGGUGACGGCCAGCCGUCAUCGUCCUCGUCGUCCUCGUCCGCGGCGGGCUUUGAGUGGAAGACGUGGAUGACGAUCGCGGUGACGGUGGUGGGUGUCGUGAUUGUCGGCCUCCUCGGUGCCCUCUUGCGCCGCCGGAAGGCGCCCGCCUCUGGCUUUGUGCAGACGGUGACGCCCCGCCAAAUGGCAAGGUACCCGGCGGCUCCUGUCCGCAUGCAGCCGGAACGAUGUCCGUUCUGUCCAUUCGUGACACCCGACCCCGCCGUGCUCGUGAGCCACGUGCAGUACGUGCACCCCGAGGUGUAAAAGCCGCUGCAUUUCUUUUGCUUUCAAAAGCCUUGUCGCAACAUAAAAUAAUAUAUAAACCCAUAUAUAAACCUAGUACAUGGAC
Molecule: messenger RNA, 2914 nt
Organism: Saprolegnia parasitica CBS 223.65
Lineage: Eukaryota; Oomycota; Saprolegniomycetes; Saprolegniales; Saprolegniaceae
Exons: 10
Coding region: 1-2829 (942 amino acids)
Biological process (GO): proteolysis
Molecular function (GO): serine-type endopeptidase activity
Source: RefSeq, a predicted model, not a curated record